Danio rerio (zebrafish) is the source of this 3740-nucleotide messenger RNA. Lineage: Eukaryota; Metazoa; Chordata; Actinopteri; Cypriniformes; Danionidae. The record is from RefSeq and is a predicted model, not a curated record.
ACAUAAAAGGAUACAGGUGAGGUCACGGCGGCGGCGGCGGCAGUCAGACACACGCACAGCUGGACAGUGGACGGUCUUGUGUCAACACUCAAGACAAAUAAAGGAAAAAACAUUGGAACGGUUUUCAAUUCCUUCAAUACACAAAAGAGGAACUAGGGUUGCUUCAAGUAUAAAAGAGGACUGCAAGAACAACGACAACAUGUUCACUUGGGUAAAUAAGGAACAGGGUGGAAGGAACAAGGAGGGCGACAUGUUUCAAACAGUGACCGAAGGACUUCAGAGUCUUUACACUAAAAAGCUGCUGCCUCUGGAGGAAACCUACCUCUUCCAUGACUUUCACUCACCGGCGCUGGAGGAGGCGGACUUCCAGAGCAAACCCAUGGUGCUGCUGGUCGGACAGUAUUCCACUGGGAAGACCACUUUCAUAAGGUAUCUUCUGGAGCAGGAUUUUCCAGGGAUGAGAAUUGGCCCCGAACCAACAACAGAUGGAUUCAUUGCUGUGAUGUACAACGAUAAUGAGGGGGUGGUUCCUGGAAAUGCCUUGGUUGUGGACCCCAAGAAACCUUUCCGCAAACUCAAUUCAUUCGGAAAUUCAUUUUUAAACAGGUUUAUCUGUUCACAAAUGCCCAACCAAGUUCUGCAGAGCAUCAGCAUCAUCGACACACCCGGGAUCUUAUCUGGCGAAAAGCAGCGCAUAAGCAGAGGCUAUGAUUUCUCAGAGGUUCUGCGCUGGUUUGGAGAGCGAGUGGACCGCAUCAUUCUCCUUUUCGAUGCCCAUAAGCUAGACAUAUCUGAUGAGUUUUCUGAAGCCAUACGAGCUUUCCGUGGCCAGGAUGACAAAAUCCGUGUGGUGCUGAACAAGGCCGAUCAGGUGGACACUCAGCAGCUGAUGCGGGUUUACGGAGCCCUGAUGUGGUCACUGGGGAAAGUGAUCAACACUCCAGAGGUGGUUAGGGUUUAUCUGGGCUCUUUCUGGGCAAAACCUCUCCAAAAUGCAGAAAACCGGCGCCUGUUCGAAGCCGAAACACAAGAUCUCUUCAGGGAUAUCCAGGGUCUGCCCCGCAACGCUGCCCUGCGCAAGCUGAAUGACCUGAUUAAACGAGCUCGUCUUGCUAAGGUGCAUGCCUACAUCAUCAGCUACCUAAAGAAGGAAAUGCCUUCCCUGUUCGGGAAAGAAAAAAAAAAGGAAGAACUGAUUGCCCAUCUGCCUGAGAUCUACCAGAUACUGCAGAGGGAACACCACAUCUCACCUGGAGACUUCCCUAAUGUCAUUAAAAUGCAGGAGCAACUGCAACACUACGACUUCAGCAAGUUUCCUUCUAUGAAGGUGAAGCUGAUUGAAUCUGUGGACAGAAUGUUGUCCACCAAGAUCUCCUACCUGAUGAACAUGAUCCGAGAGGAAGAAAGCAAACAGCCGCCUCAGAUGGUGAAGGGCGGAGCGUUUGAGGACUCAUCCGAUGGGCCUUUUGGCCACGGUUACGGUGAAGGGGUCAGUGCAGGAGCUGAUACUGAGGACUGGAUCGUGAGUCGCGACAAACAUCGAUACGAUGAAAUCUUCUACACACUGAUGCCUGUCAACGGGAGGGUAACUGGCAUCAACGCCAAGAAGGAGAUGAUGAAUUCCCGCCUGCCCAACACUGUUCUGGGAAAGAUCUGGAAGCUGGCGGAUUGCGAUAAGGACGGGAUGCUGGACGAUGAAGAGUUUGCUCUGGCUCAGCAUCUUAUUAAGAUCAAACUGGAGGGAUUUGAGCUCCCCAUAGAGCUCCCCAAUCACCUAGUGCCUCCAUCACACAGGAAAAACCCCACUGCGGACAUCCUGUACAACCACCAGGAGGACUGAUCACCUUCACAUCACUAUAUUCAUCAGAAAGCUGCUGGCUUUCAAUACUCAAGUCUUAACUCCUUCAUUUAACCCUUUAUAGGGCACUCAUUAAAAAUAAACUGUAGUGUUACUUGGGGUUAUUACAAGACUUUUGAACUUUUAUGACUUACAAAAAUAUUACAAUUGAUGUCAAUGAAGUUACCAUAUAUGGUUCUUCAACUGAUAAAGGGUUAAAGGGAAGACAUUGGUUGAACCACCUUUUGUGUUUGGCGAUACUGUUGACUUAUAAUAGGUGUAAAUGGAAGUGCACUAACACCUUGUGUAUCCACUUCCACAUGACAUAUUUUUUGAAAGACACAAUCAAAUCAAAUGUUUAUUGGCUAAUUUACAGCUUACAGAUGUAUAUAUUUAUGUAGUUACUCCUAAAUUAAUGUUAUUCCAUCGUAUGCUACCAGAUUGUGAAUCUAGAUUGCAGUAACAGUAUAUUUUUUUAUGCAGCGCCUCAACUUAUGUCACGAAUCUUACAUUUCAUAAUAAAUAACAAUUGUGUAAUACAUAACAACAGCCAAAAAACAAAACAAACACUCACACUACGACAGAGGCACUGACAGUCGCAUUCAUCUCACUCAUUCUGACACAGUGUGAAAUAGACUUUUUUUUGGGCGCUGUUUUCACCUGUUAAUCAGAUGCAUUUAGGUCAAUCAGAUCCCAAGUAGAUGAGAGAGAUUCCUGUUUGCACUUGCUGUUGCAGUUUUUUUUGUGCAUAUUUGAUUUACGCUAAAAAAGUAAUCAGCGUUCAGUCUGUUACACCUGUAUUUAAUGUUGUCCACUUGUGAUUGACUUAAACCGCGUCUUAGCAGCAGCAGGAACAGAACCUUUGUGGGCAUUUUUGAUACAGGGAAACUGAAGUAUUCAGCAUUUCAUUACGCAAAUUAAAUUUAGUUUAAUAAUAUUUUAUUCUUUAAAACAUGAGCAACACUUGAGUUUUGCCAAAGUUGUUUGUUGUCUAUAAUAUUUUUGUCUGACUGACUGGAUUGUAAAGAAUAUUUUUUUCUAUACCAACAAGCAUUUAAAGAAAUAUACGUCCAUCUAUAUAAAAAUAAAUAAUAAUCUUGCAAAAAUAUUCAGUAUUCAGAAGAGACACACAUUUCUAAAAUCAUUGGGAUUUGUUUUGAGAAACUGGCAUCCUGUCUGCCAACUAUAUUCUUUGCUUUUUUCUAAAUAAAAAUCCUUAUUUUCUUAAAAAAUAUGUUUUAAUAAAAUAUUUUAGAUACUUAUCUCCUCUCUAUAAAUCUCUAUUCACACACACUCUCACACACACGCACGCACACACGCACACACACACGCACGCACGCACGCACGCACGCACACACGCACACACGCACGCACGCACACACACACACACACACACACACACACAAAAUAAAUAGUGUUUAUAUUUCUGUGCAAAAAAACAAUUCAAUUGUAUAAUGAAAUCAGUUUUCAUUAUGAACUCUUAUGCUGUAAAUACAUUAAUAUUGAUGAAUGUUAAACACUGUGUCAGUUAUAACCAUAUGUGCAUUUUAACUAAUAUAUGCAGAUUGUUUUUGUCAUCUCUGAUGUAAAUUACGUGUAACUCUUUGACACAAGGUCAGCUCUAAUGGCUCGUCAACAUUAAAGAUCGUUGGUGUUUUUAUGUUUGUGUGAAAUUAGGAUCACUGUAAAAAGUGAUUGCAGCCGUUUUGUUAAAGUUUUCAAGACACUUAAGUGCAUUAAUAUAGUUGUUUGAUGGUGCUUUCUAUACUUUAAUGAGCCUUUGACGUAUACAUCACCUGCAGCCAUCUGUUAAUGUAUAAAUCAUUGUAAAAAAGAUGAGAAUUUUAUACAGCCCUUUAAAGGAAAUGAGGAAAUGUAAUAAAGUUUCUGUUAUAAAUCAGAA